Messenger RNA from Nannochloropsis gaditana CCMP526, 371 nucleotides. Its product is annotated as tether containing ubx domain for glut4. The transcript is spliced from 2 exons. The annotation marks the transcript as partial. The record is from RefSeq and is a predicted model, not a curated record.
GCGGCAUGGCCCUGAACGUGCUUUUCAAUGGCCGCAAAAAGCAAAUAAAAUGCUCGCCCAACAGCACCAUGCAGACUGCGCUCGAGCACGCCUGUCGAGAGCACGGCAUUGGUGAGGCAGCAUGGACGGGCUACAUUCUACUCUACAAAAAAGGUCCCAUCGAUCUCUCCCAACCUUUUCGGUUCACGGGGAUUCCGAACAACGCCGCGCUUGAAUUGAGUGAGACGACCUCGUCCUCCCUGCCUGGACCUGGAGGCAGCAGAGGCGUGGGGCACAAGGUCCGCGUAGGCCUUCAACUUGAGGGAGGGCGGCGUCUCACAGGGAGCUUUGAUCCAGAGACCUCCUUGGCCGACAUCCUGGUCCAAUGCUCC